Messenger RNA from Parascedosporium putredinis, 1563 nucleotides. NCBI's taxonomy places the organism in Eukaryota, Fungi, Ascomycota, Sordariomycetes, Microascales, Microascaceae. The record is from the annotation of a GenBank genome assembly.
AUGGGCAGCACCCCCACCAAUCCCGACCGCGGGCAGGAUCCGGCACCCGUCGGGUUCGGGCGCCUUCCCGCCUCACUCCUGCCCGAAAUCGCCUCCCACCUCGUCCUCGAAGACUUCCUCGCCUGCGCCCAAGUCUCUCGCGGCUGGCACGCCGCGUGGACGCAACCGUCCACCACCGCGGCCCUCUGCCGCCGAUUCUUCCCCACGCUGCCGCACCCGCACACGUUAUCCUCCUUCCGGCGGGCGUGCCGCACGUUUUUCCGCCGGCGACACGGAAAGCACACCGCCGUGAUCGACGUCUCGUGGCAGGAUUGGGAGGCGCAGAAACCCUGUCCCUUCGAAUUCGAUCUCUCGGCGUACCGUGAGCAGCCUUGGUCCCGUGAUCAGCUUGGAGAUCGCCCCGGCGUCGUGGCCUAUGGCGGGGGCAUGUCCUCUGGCAUGAUGGUCGUUCUCAUGUCUUCGUCGAUAACUUGUAAAUCGUUACUGGUUGUGGCGACGCAAUUUAGGUCAGUUACAACAGAGGAAAUAGCUUUCUAUCACCUCGUAACCGACGUUGAGGUCAAGUAUAGGCUCCCAGACUCAAAGGCGUCAUCUCUACAACAGGCCCAAAGUGUCCGUACCUGGGGUGACAGAGUCUUUGUAGCCUCCAACCUAUCGAAAAUCCACGUGUUUUCACAUGACGGGGUUAACUUGUCCGUCACCCACGUUAUUGACCUGCUAGGAGAUUUGCCCCCAAGCCUGCGCACCUUCAUGUGCACCGGUCGUGAACCACCUCCAAAACCCUCGUUCCUCAAGAUACCUAAGUUCGACCCACCGCCUCUAAAGCAAUACCUCCCCAACUUCCUUCCCCACCCGCACGAUCCAGACGGCGUGUUCAUUGCGUUUGGCGGCUCAAUUUCUGAGUUUGGCAACGACGUCUUGCUGGUCCGUGAGUUUAGCGGCACAACGCACAUCGCGACGUUCCAGUUCCCCGUCUUAGAUACCAUGCGCUCGGUGAUGGAAUCCGUCCUUGGCCGGGACAACGAGUUUUUCGAGUCGGAGCUGGCACAAGCUAAAGCGAGGAUAAGAGGAGAGUCGACGCAGUGGUGGGAUAAUGAUAUCUGGCCCGGGAUCUACAGCAGCGACGAGGGUCUCAAUCACGUUCAGUACCACGACCAAGAAAUGGGGGUUCGGAGGGUCUUUAUUAACGACGGCGAUGAUAUGGUGGGGGACGAGCAGGGCGAGUGGAGCCCCCGAGCGUCCGUGUUCAGGAACCAGCAGUUUCUCCGGGUCUACUACGAUAAUUACGAGGCGGUGGAUUCGAGGCCCGUCAUCACCACCCGCGACGUCGAUGUUGAGGCCGGUGGCUGGGAGAGAACGCGAAGGGCGCUAGAGAAGCGCGAUGACUUGUAUCCCCUCAACUUUAGUAACAAGGUCUGGGACGACAGUUGGGACCGGGAAAUCGAGAUAGGUCUUGCCUGCGAUGAGGACUUUACCGUUUGGUGGGUCGAGCGAGAGGGGGACUACGUUGCCUUUGACUUUAGGGAGCCGGAGGAGCAAGAGAGUCGUCAAAUUGACUCGUAG